Enterobius vermicularis (human pinworm) is the source of this 3042-nucleotide messenger RNA. Lineage: Eukaryota; Metazoa; Nematoda; Chromadorea; Rhabditida; Oxyuridae. The record is from the annotation of a GenBank genome assembly.
AUGAAGACCAGUUUUUCUGAAGCGUUGACUAGUCCGGAAGUUGAAAUAAUGGAAGGAGGAGCAAUAACAGAUGCGAAAACCCGUUUUACUGAUCUCAAGGCAAUGUUAGACAGCAACAAGGAUAAUUUGAAGAUGGAUGCAAUGAAGAGGAUAAUUAAUCUUGUUGCAAGGGGCAAAGAUGUAUCCGAAUUGUUUCCUGCAGUAGUCAAGAAUGUUGCAGCCAGAAAUUUGGAAGUAAGAUCAUAUUUGGCUAUCCUAUUGCAAAUUGCCCUGUUAAAAAAGCUUGUCUAUGUUUACUUGGUGCGUUAUGCGGAAGAACAGCAAGAUCUAGCACUAUUGUCAAUUAGUACAUUCCAACGAGCUUUAAAGGACCCUAAUCAGUUGAUUCGUGCUAGCGCCUUACGUGUGCUUUCUAGUAUUCGAGUUCCUAUGAUUGCUCCUGUAAUGCUACUAGCUAUUCGAGAAUCAGUACGGGAUAUGUCAGCAUACGUUCGUAAGGUUGCUGCUCAUGCGAUACCGAAGUUGUAUUCUCUCGACGAAAGUUUACAAGGAGAAUUAAUAGAAUGUAUUGAUUAUUUAUUAGGAGAUAAACGAACUCUUGUACUUGGCAGCGCUGUCUAUGCUUUUGAAAAGACUUGCCCAGAUAGGAUGGACCUGUUGCACGCGCAUUAUAGGUCACUUUGUAAGGCGUUGGCUGAUGUUGAUGAGUGGGGUCAAAUAGUAAUGAUUGGGUUGCUGACGCGAUAUGCUAGAUCACAAUUCGUGGCACCUACUCCUUCAGAAGGGGUGGAUCCAGAUUUAUCUUUAUUACUUUCAUCGUGUAGACCGCUACUGCAGAGUCGUAAUUGUGCUGUAGUUCUAGCUGUAGCUCAAUUGCUAUAUUAUUGUGCCCCAAAUUCCCUACAUCCGUCUAUAUCGAAAUCCUUGAUUCGAUUGUUACGAGGUCCGAGGGAAGUCCAGAACGUAGUUCUAAUGAAUAUAGCAACUAUUUGUUCAGUUAAUCCUGUAUGUGGCGUUCAAAUUAUAUCAGUUGUUUUUUUCAUUUCCACUACAAUGAGACGAUUUUCAGCGCAUAAUUUACAUUUGUUUUUAGGUUCUUUAAUGUUCCGUAUACUUGAAGGUAUAGCUUCAGGUCAAUUUUCACCGGGUAAUGAAACAAAAUUUACUGCUUUGUUUAAGGACUUGUUCGAGCCCUAUUUGAAAAGUUUUUUCGUUCGGCCUAACGAUCCGAAGCAGAUAAAAGUACUCAAACUUCAAGUUUUGACAUUAUUAAUAUCUUCAACUAAUGUUCAGCUUGUACUUCGUGAGCUCCAGACAUACGUUUCGAUGGAUGAAUUCGCAGAUGCAGCCGUCGAGGCAAUCGGGCAAUGCGCAUUAAGAGUUGGAACAGUUGCUGAUUCUUGUUUGUCUGGUUUAGUCAAUCUAAUUGCGUCUUCGAAUGAGAAUGUUGUUUCUGCUGCUGUUGUUGUGCUGAAAAGACUUUUACAUUCGGAUGCACCUUUGCCCUUGCUUACGCGUCUACUGCGUCUUAUUGAUUCAGUAAAAGCCCCUCAGGCACGUGCUUGUGUGCAAGUUUUUUUCUUUUUUUUGAAGAUGAAAAUGCUUGCUCCAGACCUGCUUCGAAUGAUUGCAAAAAAUUUCACGCACGAGAAAGAAGUUGUUAAGUUGCAAGUAGUAAAUUUGGCUGCAAAACUUUAUUUGACGGACAAGGAUAGUUGCGAAUUGCUGGUUCAUUAUGUAUUACAGUUGGCUAGAUAUGAUCAAAGUUAUGAUGUUAGAGAUCGUUGCCGGUUUAUUCGCAACCUCCUUUUUGGUAACAGCAAACUGUCUGCACAUGCUUUAGAUAUAUUUAUGACUGCAAAACCUUCUCCAGUUAUGCAGAGCUCUUUCAAAGAUCGGGAGCAGUUCCAGCUAGGAACAUUAUCACAUUUUCUGAACCAGAGGUGUAAUCGUUACAAAGACUUGCCAGCUUUUCCCGAAGUCGCACCUGAUCCGUCCCUUAGAAGGAGUUCUUCAAAAACGUUAGACGUCAUAACCGACGAACAACUUCUGCAUGGUGACGUGAAACCAGAUGAAGAUUUUUAUUUUGAUGAGGAGGAAAAUGAUGAAAAAGAGGAUACAGAAGAGGAAAGCGAAGCUGACGAAGAUGAGGAUGAGGACGAGGAUGAAAGCGAAAGUGGUGAAGAGGCAGAUGAAAAUGAAGAGGAGGAAGACGAGACCAAGUCUGAUGAAGAGCAGCCAAAGGCAAUCGUUCAGGAAAAUAGUACGGGAGCGUGUGGAGGAGGAGAAACGGGUCUUCUGUCAGGUUCAGCAAAUUUGGACUUAUUACUGGAUUUGAACUUUGAAACUAUUCCUUCCGCUGCCUCAGCAUAUACCACGACGUCUGCUAAGUAUGUCGACGAAGAUUACAAGUUGUUGCUCAGUCAUGCAACGUGGACACUUGGCGUUGCUGUAGAAUUCCGUUUCUUACGUGAACCCUCUACACUUUCAUCGUCGAUGACGACUGUUAUGCUGCGAUUUACUAAUCUCUCCGAAGUUUCUUCCCCAGAAAUAUCUGUGGAACCUAAAGAGAUGAGUGGUGUUGGAACGAGUAAGAAGUUUUCAGUUAGCGUUUUAUCACCCAAACAGUCUUGCUUGGAGCGAAUACAUAUUGAUUUUGGAGAUAGCAAAAAAGUCUCGGAGUGGUCGCUGGAAUCUUGCAAUGAUAAUAAGUUGAGAAAUUCGUUUAAAUUAGAGGCACCGAUGGGAGAGCAGUUAGAACCAAUAUUGCUAUCCGAGGCAAAAUUUGUGAAUUUAGCUGCUGGUUUGAGUGGUAUGAGUGAAUAUAGCGCGAAGUUGGGGAGGAGGUUGGAGGCAAAUGAUUUGUAUCAAGUCGCCAAUUGUGCACCGGUAGAGCGAUCUCAGGUUUAUUUUUGCGCUCAAACGCGCUCGAAGAAGCAAGUAGUCUUGAUCAUACUUCACGAGAAACAGGUUACUGUGCACAGUGAAAAUAUCGUACUGGGCUCCAUACUCUGUACCGAUAUAUCAAGCUUUUCCGAUUAG